GUAGUGCUGAACAAAAAGAGUUCUUAGAAUUAGAGAGAAUGGAAGAAGAAGAAGAAGGCAGCAAAUCAGUCGAAUCGGCCGAUGGCCUGAUGACGACGAUAUCUCGUCAUUAUUUUGGAGACGAACCAUCCUAUUCUAUCGCCAUAAUCGAGAACAUCAAGGAAGACUAUGGCCAAUUCGUGUGGCCGUGUUGUGUAGUCCUAGCCGAGUACGUUUGGCAACAAAGACUCCGAUUUUCUGGAGCUUCUGUAGUUGAGCUGGGAGCUGGGACUUCGUUGCCAGGCUUGGUGGCAGCCAAAGUUGGUGCAAAUGUCACUCUCACUGAUCAUGCCAAUGGAUUAGAGGUGCUGGACAACAUGAGAAGAAUGUGUCACUUGAAUGAGCUUAACUGUAAUAUAUUGGGAUUGACGUGGGGGGUUUGGGAUGCAUCUAUAUUUAGCUUGUCUCCAUCAAUUAUUCUUGGUGCUGAUGUAUUAUAUGACACCGGCGCCUUCGAUGAUCUCUUUGCAACUGUCACUUUUUUGCUCCAAAGCUCUCCUGGGGCUGUAUUCAUAACAACAUAUCAUAAUAGAAGUGGGCAUCAUCUUAUUGAGUUCUUGAUGGUGAAGUGGGGAUUGAAGUGCGUCAAGCUUCUAGACAGCUUUUCAUUCAUGCCAUCUCAGAAGGUGUCUGGGCUUAGUGGCAACCUUCAAUUGGCAGAGAUUGUUCUAAAUACUGAAGUGAGUGAGCUUAAAGUUUAGUCACUUAAGAUCUUUGUUUCAUAUUUAUAUUUCAUAUGGAUGGCUCUCCUAAUGGUAGAUGGAAAUGUUGUUAGUUCAUCCACACUUGUAUAAUAAUAUUGACAUCUCCUGCUCAUUUUACUUGUUAACAACAGUAUUUCUUUAUAUUAAACUAGCUAAUGAAAGAAAGCUGUAAAUUCUUUUAAUUCUUGCUGCAA
Molecule: messenger RNA, 937 nt
Organism: Humulus lupulus (European hop)
Lineage: Eukaryota; Viridiplantae; Streptophyta; Magnoliopsida; Rosales; Cannabaceae
Exons: 7
Coding region: 39-740 (233 amino acids)
Cellular component (GO): nucleus; cytoplasm
Source: RefSeq, a predicted model, not a curated record